ACACAAGCUUGACAGAUAAUGUGGCAAUGCAAGUAAGGAAUAGUAGUCUGUUUUUAGAACUUUAAGCAGUUAGUUAGCUUGUGCGCAUUAUCCAAACAACCGCGUCAUGUGACCUUCCUUCAUUGAUCCAAUAGAAUUGUGAAUAGUUGCAACAACCAAUCAAAAUGAAGACAAUUAUAAGCCAGUAAAAUCUAAGUAUAAAAAAUAAUUCGUACAGUUGAUCAACUAACUUCCAAAAUAUUCUGACACUUUACUGAUUUCAUUACAUUACUGAUACACUUUUGACGAAUAUUGUUUUAAAUUAAUCAAACAAUUCACUAUACUUUGUAAAUAACAUUGAAUUUGACAAACAAAAAAACAAUAAACAACAGAAGAUUAUGAGCAAAGCAAAGAGAAUUGUAUGCCUUCCAGUGGAUGGUAGUGACCAUUCACUUCGAGCAGUACAAUGGUAUAUUACAGAAGUUUAUCGACCUGGUGAUCAAGUUAUUUUUGUGCAUGCCAUCGAAAUGCCUAAUUUACCUGCAGUUAAACUUUCUUCUGGUUUGAAUGUACCUGUUGAAAACUGGACAAAAUCACUACAAGAAAAUAUUGAUCGUUCAACAAAAAUUCAAAAUCAAUACGGAUAUUUGUGUGAAAAAUCAAAGAUACCAUAUGAUUUUGUAGUAAUGAAUGGAUCCUCUCCUGGCACUGGUAUUCUUCAAGCUGUUGACGAUUAUAAAGCUGAACUAAUUGUUAUGGGUAGCCGUGGUCUAGGCCUAAUGAAACGUACGUUUAUCGGUAGUGUUAGCAAUCAUGUUGUGCAUAAUACGCAUAUACCAUGCAUCAUCGUGCCGACUGAGAAUUAAAUCAAGCAAUAACAUUAAUAUAUCUAUAUUUACAUAUAUACUUAUGUGUGUAUUCAAAGAUGUUCUACAGUGAAAAGAGUUAUUCUCUCUCUUAUUUCAAAUGAGUUAAUUAAUUAAUUAAUUUGUGUAUUUGUUAUAAAAUCGAAAUAUAUAUAAUAUUCAAUUCUUAUGUGAACCAU
Molecule: messenger RNA, 1024 nt
Organism: Trichobilharzia regenti
Lineage: Eukaryota; Metazoa; Platyhelminthes; Trematoda; Strigeidida; Schistosomatidae
Source: the annotation of a GenBank genome assembly